CUUUUUUGUCAAUAUAAAAAAAAAAAAAUGAAAAUACGAAGUAUUUGUAUUUUAUUUUUCACAUCCAUAGCAAGUAUAAUAGCACAGGAUGUAAGUGAGGGAUCUACUGAAACUAUUGCAAUAACUACUGAUGCAGUAACUACGAAUGCAGUAACUACUGAUGCAAUUACUACUACUGCAACACCUACUGUUGCAACAACUAGUGAUAUGGCUACUACAACAAUUGAUAUUACAACAACAGCUGAUCCAGUUACGACUACGACCUCAUCAUCAGCUGCUGCUGCUACUACUACUACUGCCGCUGUUGAUUUGAGUGACUGCUUAAACGCUGAUGCUUUUACAGACCAUGAUUAUUUUCCAAACAAACUUGAUUUUAGCAAAUUAGAUUCCACUGCUCAAUUUAAUGUGACCUAUUACAAUACAUACAAGCUUGUUCAUAACCUUGUCUUAGAUGAAUAUUAUGUACUUCAUUGUACAAAAUCAGCACCUUCAUUGGGAAAUACGUUUCAGUCAAAGACAUUCGUUCAGAUUCCCGUAAGAUCUUUUGCAGCCAUUGAUACCAGAGCUUUAGGUUAUCUUGAUCUUUUAGGACAAAGUAAUAAUGUGGCAUUUGUUGGAAAUACAAGUAAUAUUACCAGUCCUUGUGGAACGAAUACACCGGCAUAUUUCAAUUUGAGUGAUCCUAAUCUUGAUAGAACAAAAUAUGACUUGGCUAUUUAUUCUGUUUCCUCAAAUAAUGACCCCAAAGGUGUCGGGUUUGGUAUUAAUUAUAAUAAUUCACCACUUGGAAAUGCUCAAUGGAUCAAAUAUAUUGCAUUAUUUACAAAUCAAGAAACAGAAGCAGAUACUAUUUAUAAUAAUAUUUUAACAGAUUACAACACAUUUCGAGAUAGCAUUAAUGCAGCGGGAAGUGUGUUAUAUAAAAGGAAUAUUACAUUUAUGAAUUAUGAUCCAUCUUCCACAAAGUUCAAUAUCCUACAGGACACCUAUUUUCAAAAUUUGACAUCCGACGCAGGUGCCGUCUUGUUAAAGCCACAUGUCUUGCAACCUGGUGAUCCAUCUGUCAUGAAAGAGCAAUUACAAAAUUCAUCUGUUGUUAUUGAUUUGACGCCUGACUCUGCCUUUGGGUCAACAUAUAACAAUUGGCAGUCAUGGUUGGGAUACUCGGAUGACAAAAUCAGUUCCGCGGAAAAAGCAGCAUUUGACACUUAUCAGCAGACGAAAAAGUAUAUAAAUUCGUAUGAUGCGCCUCCUUUUGCAAGAAAUAAGCAACUAUGGAGAUUUGAUUUAAUUACAAAAGAAGGGGCUUUAGAUUAUUGGACUCGUGGGAUGGCAAGACCCGAUCUUCUACUUCAGGAUUUAAUUCAAGUACAGUUCCCUGGUUUUUUCAAAUCACGUAGUCGGGUGUUUUUAAGAAGUUUUGCGGAUAAUAAUGAAUCAAGUCGUACAGCUUCAUCUUCUCCAGAUAGUUAUCAAUGUAACUUGAGACAAUGGGAAAAAGCAGCUAGUGUAUCCUAUCAAAACUCGGAUUCAGAUAUACCGGCAUUAAGCGCGACUAGCAAUAAAAUGUCUUUAGGCCUCAUUAUUGGCGUCAGUGUGGCGGGAGGCAUGGUAGCGCUGGCUUGCUUAGCAACAGUCUUCGUUUUGAUCAAACGUAAAAUGAAGGAUGGUAAUGGUAAACGUUUUACACGACUAAAUGAUGAAACAAUGGAUGAAUUUGGUGCCUUGGAUAAAGACCCAAUGAUGCCAACAACAACAGAAACUAGUAGAUUUGGAGGUUCAAGUAGAGGCUUUUAAAAAAUGAAAAAAAAAAGUUACUAGCUGUAUAUAGAAAACAGAAUAAAAUAAAUUGAAUGUAUUAUUAUUUUGUAAUACUAAACAAAUGCACUGAGUUAUUAUAAAUACAUGGCAGAAAAAUUCGUUCAUUGCUUCCUUCUUCUUUUUCUUUUUCUUUUUGUUCUUUUAUAUAUCACAACAUAGUAUAUGAUU
Molecule: messenger RNA, 1989 nt
Organism: Cokeromyces recurvatus
Lineage: Eukaryota; Fungi; Mucoromycota; Mucoromycetes; Mucorales; Mucoraceae
Exons: 5
Coding region: 28-1797 (589 amino acids)
Source: RefSeq, a predicted model, not a curated record